GAGGGCGCGGCCGCCGGGAUUUUCGCUGAGGGCUUCGCUGAGCGCUAUUUGGUUGCCAGAUUGGGGUCGAAAUGUCCUACAUCCCUGGCCAGCCGGUCACUGCUGUGGUGCAAAGAGUUGAAAUUCACAAGCUGCGUCAAGGUGAGAACUUAAUCCUGGGUUUCAGCAUUGGAGGUGGAAUUGACCAGGAUCCCUCCCAGAAUCCUUUCUCGGAAGACAAGACGGACAAGGGCAUUUACGUCACACGGGUAUCUGAAGGAGGCCCUGCUGAAAUUGCUGGGCUGCAGAUUGGAGACAAGAUCAUGCAGGUGAAUGGCUGGGACAUGACCAUGGUCACACACGACCAGGCUCGGAGGCGUCUCACCAAGCGUUCGGAGGAGGUGGUGCGCCUGCUGGUGACGCGGCAGUCGCUGCAGAAGGCCGUGCAGCAGUCCAUGCUGUCCUAGCAGCCCGCCAGGGUCCUGACAUGUGCCUGCCUGCCUCUUUGUACAGUGACACUACUAUGCUGUCUGCCCCUCGUCCUGGCUUCCGCUGAGUGCUGGGCCCCUGCUCAGGUGGGCAAGAGCUGGUCCCAGAGGCCUGACCUGGCCUGCCUUCUCCUCUCCCACCAGUGGCCCAAGUCUCUGGGACCAGCUCUCUCCCUUGGACACUGAGGACUGGAAACAGCCGCCUGGAGCCAAGUAGUCAGUCUGUAGUGACCACAGGCUCGGCCCCUAGACCCUGCCGCCUGGCCUCAGCAGUGCCCAGGGGAGCGGUGGCCGCUUCCUGAGAGCCACCAACAAAGCUGGAAAAUGCCAGGUGGGGCCAGCCUUCCCCACACUUUGUCCCGACUGAGGGCUCGGCCCGGCCCUCGUCUCAGCUCCAAAGUGCCUGUGUCCCAUGCUUUUCCGUGUUGUCCAGUGGGGACUCGACACACUGCCAGACACUACGAUGGUUCGCCAGGAUGGAAGAUGGGCAGGCUCACAGUUCACCCAUUGCACCCCCACCCCUCAGAGGGGUGCUGGCCUCCCCCAGGGUUCACGUGCUUACAGGAUUCAGAUGAGGCUCGAGGCUGACAUUUUAGGGCAGUUCUCAGGAUUGCCGUUUUCCUCCAUGCCUGUGGGUUUAACUUUUGUAUUUUUUAAAUCGCAACUUUGAUACAAAGUGUUUUUAUCUUACUAUUUGGAGACGCCAAUUCUACUUUUGACUUUAGCUUACUAAUUCACAUCUGGGAACGACUCUUAGCCAGUCAAUAACCCUUACUUUGGUCACUGAAGAAAUGGGGCAGUAUUAAGCUGCCUCACACCCAACACCUUGUGCCCAAUAAACAGUGCUGAAAUCCACA
Messenger RNA from Hipposideros armiger (great roundleaf bat), 1324 nucleotides. It is a transcript of the gene TAX1BP3, whose product is annotated as Tax1 binding protein 3. Gene Ontology annotation, cellular component: adherens junction; postsynaptic density; basolateral plasma membrane. Gene Ontology annotation, biological process: establishment or maintenance of epithelial cell apical/basal polarity; cell-cell adhesion; receptor clustering. Gene Ontology annotation, molecular function: protein kinase binding. Bases 72 to 446 code for a protein of 124 amino acids. The transcript is spliced from 4 exons. Lineage: Eukaryota; Metazoa; Chordata; Mammalia; Chiroptera; Hipposideridae. The record is from RefSeq and is a predicted model, not a curated record.